AUUAUAAGUGAGGGCAAACAUGCAGCAGAGGAAAGGAUGUGGUGGAAGGCAAAGCUUAGCCCGCCAUCUUUGUUGAGGUCAAAACAGACCCUUCCCAACAGAGGCGAUAAAAAGGGGUGAGGAGGAGUUCUUCAACCAACUCUCCAACGUUGGUAACAGAGCAAGGCAGAGAUAGAAACUGAGGCCUCCACACCUCCAACCACCGUCAUGGUUUCUAUUUCAUUCUCUCUGGAGCUUGUUACUAUCCCUUUUCCAGCCCGGGAGCUCUGCGUGCCUUCUCUGCACAUCAAUAUGCACAUUGAAAAUAUUGGGCCAGUUCAACCAGUCUGGUGUAGGAAAGAAAAACAAGCCGUCUCUAAGGAAGAAAACAAAGGAGAGAUCCGGGAAGAGGUCAUCUAAGGGCAGGGAAAAAGCUGAACACAAAAUAUUGAAAAAACCGGUUGAAUCGCAGCAAGAAAGUCUCGGGUGAGAGACCUAGUAGGACUUCCUGAUUUCAGUUCCGUCUAGUAAAUUGAGCAUAAGGAAAAGGCAGCCGUGAAUUUAAGGAAGUACCGGAAGUGUGAGACUAGCUUUUUCUUCAGGCCCGGACAAGCCUCACCUCCAACACACAGCCCACCGGGUCCUCCUCGAGCCACCGAAAAGUCGGCAUGAGGCCAGAGAGUCACCACGCGACUCCUCCGGCUAACCCCAAGCAUGUCUCUCGUUCUCCCUGAAGAAUAUAGAGAGCAGGGACUGGGAAAGGCUAGAGAGGCUCUCUGCGUCCCGGCCCUUUCCUCAGGCUGGUUUCUCUUUGGUUCUGGAAGCCUCGGUUUAGUCGGUCUUCCAACAUACCAUAGAGAACCACAAAUUGUGGUAGAGCGUCGCGUCGCGCCCAUAUGACGUCCCAGCACACCACAGAGACGCCAGUUCUGGCUAGAGUGUCCUGUGUUGCGUCACGGGUGCGUCUCGCAGGCCGCUCUUUCCCCGCCCACUCCGGCGCGGUUCCGUCUUUCUGGACCUGGCUGAGCAAGAGGCGCCAUCAUGGGUGUUGACAUUCGCCACAACAAGGACCGAAAGGUUCGGCGCAAGGAGCCCAAGAGCCAGGAUAUCUACUUGCGGCUGCUAGUCAAGCUGUACAGAUUUCUGGCCAGACGGACCAACUCUACCUUCAAUCAGGUUGUGCUGAAGAGGUUGUUCAUGAGCCGCACCAACCGGCCACCUCUGUCCCUGUCCCGGAUGAUCCGAAAGAUGAAGCUUCCUGGCCGGGAGAACAAGACCGCUGUGGUUGUGGGGACGGUCACAGAUGAUGUGCGGAUUCUGGAAGUGCCCAAGCUGAAGGUGUGUGCACUGCGGGUGACCAGCCGGGCCCGAAGUCGCAUCCUCAAGGCUGGGGGUAAGAUCCUCACCUUUGACCAGCUGGCUCUGGAGUCUCCCAAGGGCCGAGGCACUGUGCUCCUGUCUGGUCCUCGGAAGGGCAGAGAGGUGUACCGGCAUUUUGGCAAGGCUCCAGGAACCCCACACAGCCACACCAAACCCUAUGUCCGUUCCAAGGGCCGGAAGUUCGAGCGUGCCAGAGGCCGAAGGGCCAGCCGAGGCUACAAAAACUAAGUUUGGAUCUCCCUGUUAAUAAAAAAGCUUUGGAUGUUAA
Arvicanthis niloticus (Nile rat) is the source of this 1627-nucleotide messenger RNA. RefSeq names its product ribosomal protein L18 (gene Rpl18). Gene Ontology annotation, biological process: translation. Gene Ontology annotation, molecular function: structural constituent of ribosome; RNA binding. NCBI's taxonomy places the organism in Eukaryota, Metazoa, Chordata, Mammalia, Rodentia, Muridae. The record is from RefSeq and is a predicted model, not a curated record. Gene Ontology annotation, cellular component: ribosome; cytosolic large ribosomal subunit.